Molecule: messenger RNA, 513 nt
Organism: Thrips palmi
Lineage: Eukaryota; Metazoa; Arthropoda; Insecta; Thysanoptera; Thripidae
Product: F-box only protein 27-like
Exons: 5
Coding region: 22-498 (158 amino acids)
Biological process (GO): SCF-dependent proteasomal ubiquitin-dependent protein catabolic process; positive regulation of protein ubiquitination
Cellular component (GO): SCF ubiquitin ligase complex
Molecular function (GO): protein binding
Source: RefSeq, a predicted model, not a curated record
UUUAAGGUUUUCUCAGUGCGGAUGGAGAUCGCCUCACUGCCUCUGGAAGUGCUGCUGCACGUGCUGAGCUUCCUGCCCCCCAGGGACUUGCUGCGGUGCAGGGCCACGUGCCGUCAGUGGAGGGACCUGGCGGUGCUUCCGGCCCUCUGGCGCCACAAAACCCUGGAAGCUGUCUACGAAAGCGACUACCAGCUGGUCGCCGCAGCGUUACGACUGGCUCCUUGCCUGCACAAGCUGGUGGUCGGCAACACUCCAACCUGUUGGGACAGUCUUGGAGCUUUUCUUCCCUUGACAUGCUGCGCCGUCCUCGAGUUGGAGUUGUACUUCAAUCUUCCUGAUGCAGUUCUCGUAACGGCGGCGCUCGGGAGGCAGGCGGCCCUGGGGAAAUUGAAACACUUGAGUGUUUCGACAUUUGACGAGGUGUCGGAAAGUUCUGUUACCAGAGUACGACAGCUCCUGGAAUUUAUUGUUCAUACUCGAGACAAGGAUAUGAAUUAGCCUCAUAGCCACGCC